AAAUAAUUAACAAACCAACCCAUUUCGGCUCUCUAAAGUAAUACCCACAAAAUAAAAUCGGCUCUCUUUUUCUCUCUAUCUUUGUCUCUCUCUCUCUCUCUCUCGCUCGAAUCAGAGAUGAGUAGUAGAAAUCAUGGAGGUGGUGGGCCUUGCGGCGCCUGCAAGUUCCUAAGGAGGAAGUGCGUGAAAGGGUGCAUAUUUGCACCGUAUUUUGACUCAGACCAAGGGGCGGCUCAUUUUGCAGCGGUGCAUAAGGUUUUUGGUGCAAGUAAUGCCUCCAAGCUGCUCAUGAUGACACCGGCACACAAACGCCUUGACGCUGUUGUGACGCUUUGCUAUGAGGCUCUGGCUAGGGUUAGAGACCCUGUUUAUGGCUGCGUUGGUCACAUCUUUGCCCUCCAACAGCAGGUGGAUAAUUUAGAGGCAGAGUUAGCCGACGUUCAGGCCCGGCUUUCGACGUUGCAACGCCUCCCUCUGCAGCCACAAUCGCAAGCCCAAUGCCCUUCACGUACGAGUCUUCACUCCUCAUCGGAAAUGGCUACUGACUUGAUGAUGUCGACUUCAAACGUAUCCACGCACUUUGAUUUUCCACGACAACAGUCACAGGAUACAACUACUGAACUGACAGGUUUUCCCAAUCCUCUGGUUCGAGAACUUGAGCAUGACCAACUCCAAGCUUUGUCGAGGGAGUUCGUUGCCAGAUACCUUCCAGGAGUUAGAUUCCGAUCUUCCAGUUCUGAUUAAAACUGUUAAACGUUUUUAAUCCUUGACCCGGGCAUGUAGUGUUGAUGCUGAAAUCAAUCUAAUCAAGACGCACCGCACUUCUUUAAGGUUUGUUGGGUUUGUAUAAGUGAAGGCUGGAGAGCUUACAGGGCCUCCAUACAACAAAACCCCACGUAAUCCUAUUUCUGGGCCACCAAAGGCUUAUGGGCCACUGGGUAGUUGGGCUUCAUAAGGCUGCAAGCUUUCGUGUGCAGCUAGUCUGCCAAUGUUUAGUUUCAAAUUUCGUGUGCGCAAGAGGGUAUCAAACUAUCAAUAAUCUUUCCUGCAAAAAUCAGAGACUUCCAAGGAGGACAAACAGAACUGACUUCAAAUUUUGCUAUGUUCAUUUUCAUCACCUGUACGGCGCUGGUCCUCCAAUGCCUCCUGUCAGAUGCACACAACACCAUUUGACGCAAUAGGAGAAAUCUACAACAGAAAAUUCACCAGAAUAUGGGUUUAACCUGACAACCAUAAAUUAAGUACAUCGUAUUUAUGAAAUACAAGUUUGAAAAUGAGAGAUGAAACAGAAUAUAUAUAUAUAUAUAGAAAGGGCACUGAGUUUUCUUAUGACGAACAGUAAGGUCUGUUGGAAAUAAGAGCAAAAGAUUACCACACCAAGUUCAUCUUGAACUUCAAAAUUAUAAUCUAGUAUAAAUAUCUCUAAUCUUC
Rubroshorea leprosula is the source of this 1431-nucleotide messenger RNA. The record is from the annotation of a GenBank genome assembly. NCBI's taxonomy places the organism in Eukaryota, Viridiplantae, Streptophyta, Magnoliopsida, Malvales, Dipterocarpaceae.